Messenger RNA from Alternaria arborescens, 3192 nucleotides. Its product is annotated as Nitrate reductase [NADH] 1. The record is from RefSeq and is a predicted model, not a curated record. The coding region runs from base 1 to 3192 and encodes 1063 amino acids. The transcript is spliced from 2 exons. Gene Ontology annotation, molecular function: oxidoreductase activity; molybdenum ion binding. NCBI's taxonomy places the organism in Eukaryota, Fungi, Ascomycota, Dothideomycetes, Pleosporales, Pleosporaceae.
AUGCCUCCAGUACCCUGGCGAGUCCACAUUACCGAUCACCCUGGCUCAACGCGGGAGGAGAUCGAGCAGGAGCCUGACUGGUCGACUGAACAUAACCACCAACAUCGCGUCGGCUACAAGAAUCGCGAUGACCGCCGGGCUGGCAUCACCCACGAGAGUGAUGAGACCAAGAUGCGCGACGACGUCGAAGAAGCACGCGAGGGUCACAAAGACUUGAUGGGAAGAGAGAAGAAGGGUGAUCUUGUCAACUUUCGAGAUAUUGUGCUAGAAGAAAAGGAUCUUCACCUACGACACCCUGAGAACAGAAGCUUAGGCUGGAGGUUUGUGCUCCCGUGCACAGAAGAUUGGGUCAAGAACCAAGAGGAGUGGCCGGCGAACAUCGAGAAGCGUGAGAAAGAAGAGCAGCAAAAGAAGUCCGAGCACCAAGAUGACGGUACAAAGGACAAAAAGGGAGGCGACGGUACAUUGGACGAAGAGCAAUGGAAGCGAACUCAGGGCGACAGCGACAAGCAUCAUGACGCAUAUGCCGAAAGUGGGGAGGACUCUGGCUACUCUAGCGAUGAAGCCGCAAAUAAGAACAAGACAGAGUAUGAGAAGCUUCGAGAGCGUUACUCCGUGCAAGAAAUCGCAUUGCUUCGAACUCUACAACACGAGAAGGACUACAUCCAAACCCUUGAACAAAACGAUGGGAAGCGCAAAAGCCCUCAAACGCACAACCGUAGUACCAUCUCCAUCGAUGAAGCAGAUCAAUUUUCCCCGGACAACUGGCUGCCACGUUCUUCAGAUUUAAUUCGCCUGACGGGUAAGCAUCCAAUGAACGCCGAGGCAAACCUAUCACAUCUCUACGACGCUGGACUGAUUACGCCUAACGAAUUGCACUAUGUGCGCAAUCACGGCGCUGUCCCAAGACUGCUGUGGGAAUUCCACGAGUUGGAUGUCGAAGGCGGUAAGCUUGUAUUGUCCAUGGACAAUCUGAAGAACGAUUUUGAUACCAUCAACAUUCCGGUAGCUUUGGCGUGUGACGGUAACCGCCGGAAAGAGCUGAACAUGAUCAAAAAGUCUAAGGGAUUCAGUUGGGGUAGCGCGGCUGUCAGUUGCGCAUACUGGAAAGGACCGUUGGUGAAAGACAUCCUGCUUAAAGCUGGCUUACCAGCAAAGAUGCCUGAAGGCAAACGCUACUGGGUUAAUUUCGAGGGCGCAGACGAGCCCAGUGAGGGGAAGUAUUCCACAUGUCUACCAUUUGACUACGUGAUGGAUGUGACAAACGAUGUUAUCCUCGCAUACGAAAUGAACGAUCUCCCGCUUCCCCCUGAUCACGGAUACCCGGUACGACUGAUGAUACCGGGGUAUGUUGGUGGACGCUGCGUCAAGUGGCUGAAGCGUAUCUGGAUAUCGGAGAAGGAAAACGACUCGCAUUAUCAUAUUUGGGAUAACCGCGUCCUACCAUCAUUUGUUACGGAAAAGGACGGCCAAUUUGCGGAGACGUUGUUCCGCCAUCCUGACACGGCUUGCAAUGAGCAAAACUUGAACUCGGUCAUUGUGAAGCCUGCGCAAGGGGAAAAGAUACCGCUUUCCGAGGCCAAGAAAGGAAAGACGUACCGUAUAGAAGGCUACGCAUACGACGGCGGUGGCCAUGAGGUACAGAGAGUGGAGGUCUCGCUGGACGAUGGAGAGACGUGGCUGUAUUGUAUUCGAAAAUUCCCAGAUGCGCCCAUCCGACAUGGCAACAAGUUCUGGACGUGGCUACACUGGCAUGUGGACAUUGAGAUUUCGCACUUACUCAGAGCGAACAGCAUCACUGUGCGCUGCUUUAACGUCUUCAAGAACACCCAGCCGAAAGAUCCAAAUUGGAACGUCAUGGGUAUGAUGAACAACUGCUGGUACAUUGUUCGACCUUCAAUCGUACAGGGAGAUGACUCUGAUAUGCCUUCAAUCAUGUUCCGUCAUCCAGUGGAGCCAGGCACGGCGGAUGGUGGGUGGAUGAAGCCGAGCGUUGAGAACCAGAUGGCGGCUGUCAAACAGUCGGCCGGUACACCACAGAAGCAGUUCACUCGUCAGGAGAUCGAGAAGCAUGAUAAAGAGGAUGAUUGCUGGAUCGUGGUCGAUGGAAAGGUUUACGAUGCGACGAGCGUGUUGGAAUGGCAUCCUGGAGGUAAAGCUGCCGUGUUGGGCCAUGCCGGCAAAGUGCACGCAGAGACUAGUAAUGAAUUCGAGAGCAUACAUGACGGUUAUGCUUACAAGAAGCUCAACGAAUGCGCAAUUGGUGUAGUGACGGACAAGACUGCUGCUUUCAUCAAGAAAAACGCAGAAGCAGCUGCGAAAGAGCAGUCACAAUCGUCUUCGAAACAAAGUAAAGUUGUUCUGCAGAAACACCGAUGGGUACCAGUCAAACUUCUCGACCGUAAACCCAUCUCGGAGGAUACGCGCGCGUACACCUUCCAACUACCAAAAGAUACACCCGAUCUGGGUCUAUCAACAUGCCAACACGUACAACUAGGCUACCAUCUCCAAGACAAGAUGCUCAUCCGACCAUACACGCCUACCAAGCCACUUCUUCCUGAUUUAUCUGAUGAAAGCAACAAUAAGAAAACUGACAACCGGAAUCUCGCAGACGGCGUUGGUACCUUCGAACUCACUGUCAAGACUUACUUUCCAUCUAACUCGCAGCCUGGCGGCGCAAUGUCCAACAUUCUCGAUUGCAUGCCUCUCGGCGAGGAGAUUGAGAUCCGAGGCCCAACUGGCGAGAUAGUAUACAACGGCAACGGCGUCUUUAGCAUCUCCGGAAAAGACUACACGUUCAAGAAGAUCAACCUCGUUCUCGGUGGAAGUGGCAUCACGCCUGGAUACUCACUCAUCGCACGUGCGAUGUUAUCGAGCGAUCCUGAUAUACAGAUUUGUGUUCUGGAUGCGAACAAGUCUGAAAAGGACAUCUUGCUGCACAAAGAGCUUGACGAGUUCGAGAAGUCGAGCGGAGGCAGACUGAAGAUUACUCAUAUCCUCAGUCAUCCGAGUGACGACUGGAAGGGCAAGAAGGGUCAUGUAGAUGCUGAUCUGAUUCGAGAAGUUCUGUUUAAGCCAGAAGAGGGAACGGGCGUUUUCCUUUGUGGGCCUCCCGGUAUGAUCCAGAAGGCUGCCUUGCCGGCACUGGAGAAGUGGGGUUUCAAGGAGGGAGAGAAUGUGUUUGGGUUUUGA